ACGCCGACGUCAGAGCACUCGAAGAAGAGCCCAGUUUUGGAGGAAACAUGGCUUCACCUGCCGGUUGUGAGCACUAUGUGCGUAGCUGCUUAUUGAAAGCACCUUGCUGUGGUAAACUGUAUGUGUGUCGGCUGUGCCAUGAUGCGGAGGAGAACCACCAGAUGGAUCGAUUCAAAGUCCGAGAGGUGCAGUGUUCAGAGUGUGAGACAGUGCAGCAGGCACAGCAGACUUGCCAGCAGUGUCAUGUGCAGUUUGGGGAGUAUUACUGUGACAUUUGUCACUUGUUCGACAAGGAUAAGAAGCAGUACCAUUGUCUGCCCUGUGGAAUAUGCAGGAUUGGACCCAGAGAGAAGUAUUUCCAUUGUGAGAAGUGUAAUCUGUGUUUAGCCCAGGAUCUGCGGGGAAACCACAAGUGUGUUGAAAAUGUUUCACGGCAGAACUGCCCAGUGUGUAUGGAGGAUAUUCACACAUCCAGAAUUGGAGCUCACGUUCUUCCAUGCGGCCAUCUUUUACACAAGACCUGCUUUGAUGACAUGGUCAGAACAGGAGCGUAUCGCUGCCCCUUGUGUAUGCACUCGGCCUGGAACAUGGAGGAACACUGGGAUCAGAUAGACAAAGAGGUUGCCCAGUCACCGAUGCCCACUGAAUACCAGGGUGCCACAGUCAAAAUUAUAUGUAACGACUGCCAAACCCACUGCACGGUGCCUUUCCACGUGCUGGGAAUGAAGUGCAGCGGCUGCGGCUCCUACAACACGGCACAGGACGGAGGACUCAUCCAGCAGCGCCAACAGCAGCAGCAGACGGAGCAGGACACGGAGAACGAGGCAGAAACGGACACAGAGCCAGAGCAGCAAGAUCAACCUCAGUCACCCACGGCACAUUAGAAAAAAAACACACACUGAAUUUGUACUUUAGAUAUUUGGCUGGUGCACUUACUUGUACUAACCAUUGAGUGUAACGUUAGGCUGAGUCAAUAUUUUGAAAUUGUACAUUUUACAAAUAUGUCAUCUAUUUUCUGUACCAGCUUAUGCUCCUUUAAUGGCCGCAGCCUAUCCCAGCAUGCACUGGGUGAGAUGAAGGGUAUCAGGCUGUCACAGAACUAACACAUUCACAUCUACAAGCAACUAACUGUCAGAAUCUGGUAACACUCUAUGAAGCCCAUGCCUAUAAUGCAUUAUAAGCAUACUUAUAAUGCGUUACCAUCUGCUUAGAGCACUGUAUAGUUAUACUUCAAAGCACUCAUUAAUAUGUAUAUGCUUUAUAACACUUAUAACACAUUAUGAAACAUACCUUAUUAGGUCAAGUAUUAUAAUACUUUGCUGGUGUCUCACUGACAUUCCUUUUGCAGGCCAAUGGCUAUGUUCAUGUUCUGUAAUGCAUUAUAAACAUAUGGUGUGUUAUAGGUAAACCUAACCUUAUAAUCACAAUAGCAUCCAUUACAACUGAUAAUAAUGCAUUAUAACAAAAAAGGUUAUGUAUUAGAAGUAUGAGAGUUACAAUGCAUUAAUAUUGUUGCAAAAAAAGGUCUAUGAGAGACCAGCAAUUAUUAUGAAGCAUUAUGAUACACAGCCUCAUAUAUCCUACUAUGCUUUAUAAUGUGUUAUGAUUAUUACUUCACAGCAUUAUGCAUAGUUAUGAGUUCUUAAAACUGUACUUAUACAGUGCUAUAAACAGAUUAUAAGACAUUCAUGGAUUUAUUGCUCCAGUAUUGGAGCAAGCUGGACUGUUAAAUUCAUGGACAUUGCCAAAAGUCAUAUUUAAAUGCUCUCAGUAAGAGACUGUAUUGUAUCUGUCUGUGCAACUACAGUUUUGCAAAUUUGUCAAGCUCAAAUAAAAAUGACGACUAGCCUCAGACAGAAGUCGGCGUGAUUAACAAAUAAGUAAAUUUGCAUGUUUCCUGAUAGCAAACCACAAGAUAAUGUGCAAGCCAUGUGCAUAAGUUCAAAUCAAGUUCAGGAUUUGUUAAAGUGAAACCCACACACACACCGCAUUUAAAAUGGGUCGAGGAGAAAUGUCCAAAAAGGUGCACAUGUGGACCUUUCUCUUGCACUUGUCAGUCUUUCUUCUUUUCUGCAUGGAAGCCCUGUCAGUUAAAGAUUAAACAGAUAGUAUCUUUAAAUUAGAGCUCUUAGACAAAAACAAACAAAGAACUUAUGUAUUUAUUUUACUUAACUAUCUUUACUUAUAACUAUCAUUUAUAGAGCCUAACAAGGCUGUUGUUUUGUAGCAUACAUGUAACAAAACUGCAGCAGUUUCACAACGUCAACUGCUUGUUUAAACAGGUUGACAAUUAUGUUCAUGUCUAAGGACGUGUUGAUCUCCUGUUACUGGCAGUGACUUUUUUUUACAGUCCUUGGGUUGUAUUUGAGGGUCGGCACAAACAACCUGUUGGUUUGGAAUCUGCUUUUAGUCCUCAAAUGACAGAUUUCAUUCUCUUUCUGUUUUGCCUCUCAUUUUAUGUUUGUCUCAUGUCUAAUUGUUCUGUCAGUUUUUUUUAUUUAAGUAUGACAGGCCAGUACUGAAAGUUUUGAUAAGCUGACAAAUAAUUAUUUUUCAUUAACCUAGUCAAAUAAUUAAGCUAAGGAAUAUAGUUGGUCCAAAAAUUGUGGAUUGAGCCUUUAACCUGCUCAUUUUCUAAAGCCAGCCAAGAAGGCAACAGUUUGGACUGCGGCAUUGAAAAAAAGUUCUCUGUCUUACCUAUUGGUUAUGAUAAGCUAAUAUGACAUAAUGUCAUCAUACAUACAGUGCUGUAAUAUCUGGUUUGGCUGAUAUACGGCUCUUGUGUUUUUGCAACUUGCAAGUGUGAAGUGACAUCUUAAUCUUUACAAUGACAGUAAGACACUACCAAUAAACAUAAUUUUACUAAACUACGAUGAACUAUUGUAUUGCCUAUUGAAAAAAAAAAAUCAUUGAAUUAGAGAUAAGAACAUUUAUUCACAUUUUCAUUUUCAGCGGCUCAUGAAUACAUUUGAGAUGUUACAUUUCUAUUGUAUUUAUAUAGCAGUCUUGUAUACUAGCACCAUUCUAACAUAAUGAUCAGCAAUGCAGGACAUGUUAAAUGAAAGUAGAAGCCAAGUAUAGUCAGGAUAUUUAAUUCUGAUACAACAUAAAGUGACCCAGUAACCUGGCACCUGUUCUAUGAAGUGAGUUUACCAGAUAAGCCAGGCUUAUUUUGGUUAGCCUAACCUAUUUUAGUUGAUAACAUAGUUCGAGCUAAUGACGACCUAUGCUGAGAAUUAGCUAGUUAAAUUUGCUUUUUGGAAUCAAAUCAACUGAAAAUAAGUCAGAUCGACCGACAGUAGCUCUGCUUAUUUCGUAAACUCACUUUGUGGAACAAAGAUUAAAAUCGUGUGUUCUUGAAGAGUACCUAUUGUGACAUUUUUUUACACUUAAGUGAACAUUCGACUCUGACAUUAUAUUGUGUAUAAUCUGUCUUGAUAUGUCAUAGUUUGUGUCUAGUUUUUAUU
Messenger RNA from Centropristis striata (black sea bass), 3467 nucleotides. It is a transcript of the gene rchy1, whose product is annotated as ring finger and CHY zinc finger domain containing 1. The transcript is spliced from 9 exons. The coding region runs from base 48 to 884 and encodes 278 amino acids. Gene Ontology annotation, biological process: ubiquitin-dependent protein catabolic process; protein ubiquitination. Gene Ontology annotation, cellular component: nucleus. The record is from RefSeq and is a predicted model, not a curated record. Gene Ontology annotation, molecular function: zinc ion binding; ubiquitin protein ligase activity. Lineage: Eukaryota; Metazoa; Chordata; Actinopteri; Perciformes; Serranidae.